Astyanax mexicanus (Mexican tetra) is the source of this 2964-nucleotide messenger RNA. RefSeq names its product sialidase 4 (gene neu4). Gene Ontology annotation, cellular component: lysosome; membrane; cytoplasm. Gene Ontology annotation, biological process: ganglioside catabolic process; oligosaccharide catabolic process. Gene Ontology annotation, molecular function: exo-alpha-sialidase activity. NCBI's taxonomy places the organism in Eukaryota, Metazoa, Chordata, Actinopteri, Characiformes, Acestrorhamphidae. The transcript is spliced from 4 exons. The record is from RefSeq and is a predicted model, not a curated record. Bases 93 to 1436 code for a protein of 447 amino acids.
CUCACUCUCGAACAUUCGUCAAACGAACAGACAGUGUGUUACAGACUGUAUCUUCCACUGUAGUUGUUGUCACCGAUGACCAUCGCUGGACCAUGGGAUCCUCGUCCUACUUCCCUGCCCGCUCAGUGCUGUUCCGGAAGGAAGCGAAUGGAGUGACAUAUCGCGUUCCAGCUUUGAUCUUCCUGCCUCGUUCCUCCUGCUUUCUGGCCUUCUGUGAGGAGAGACUGAGCCCUGCUGACUCCCAGGCUCAUCUCCUGGUCGUGCGCAAGGGACACUUCUACAAGAACUAUGUGGAGUGGGAAGACAUGGAGGUACUGAGCACAGCCUGUCUGAAAGGCCAUCGCUCCAUGAAUCCAUGCCCAGUCUACGACGUCUUCACAGGAACACUCUUCCUCUUUUUCAUCGCUGUCUUGGGGCACACCACCGAGGCGUACCAGCUAAUAACGGGCAAGAACGUAACCAGGCUCUGCUAUGUUUCCAGUGAUGAUUGUGGAAAAACCUGGAGUCCUGCCGUGGACCUCACCAAGAAGGUCAUAGGAGACACAAUCAAAGAGUGGGCUACCUUUGCUCUUGGACCAGGCCAUGGCAUCCAAUUGAAGUCCGGUCGCCUGUUGAUCCCAGCCUAUGCCUACCACAUUGACUGCAAGGAGUGCUUCGGCAAGGUGUGCACCACCACUCCCCACUCCUUCUGCUUCUACAGCGACACGCAUGGGAGGGUGUGGCGAUUUGGGGAGGCAGUUCCAGGUCCUGAAUGUGUUGAGUGUCAAAUGGUGUCCAUAGACCAGGAGGAUGGGAACAACGUUUUGUACUGUAAUGCCCGUAGUACUCUCGGUUGCCGUGUGCAGGCCUUGAGCUUCGAUGAUGGAGCUGUGUUCCAGAAGGGUCAGUUGGUCCAAAAGCUUACCGAACCUCGGAACGGCUGCCACGGCAGUGUGGUUGGCUUCCCGGCCCCCUUGAACCUCCUCCAGAACUCCCCUACCCUUCUCAGGCGAGUAACGUCCGCUGUUGGCUCUUCAUCUGUUUUAGUCGAGAACUCUCCCCAGAACUUUCUGAUACCAACAUGGACGGUAUAUGGACACCCAUCUGGACCAGGUCGACGUGACCUAGGCCUGUACCUUAACAUCCAACCCCGAGACCCUGACUGCUGGACAGGGCCAUGGGUCAUCUACGAGGGUCCGAGUGCCUACUCGGACCUGGCCUACCUGGAUUUCCAGACUGAUGGGGCUCCACCACUCACUGCGUUUGCAUGUUUGUUUGAGAACGGCACAAGGACGGCCUACGACGAGAUUUCCUUCUGUAUUUUCACUUUGUUCGAGCUCAUUGACAACAUUCCUCGCAACAAACCACACCUCAGGGGUGUUGAGGCCUCAGGGGUAAAAGACAAGAGGAAGAGGAAGAAGAAGAGAGGAAUGUGUGAGCUCUGCAGAGUGUGUUAAUACUAUGUGAAAGCAUGGGAAAGCAGAAGAAUCUGAAGUAUUGCAAAGUUAUGUAAGCUUUUUACAGAGUAGAUUUCUUGGUAGUAUAUUGUAAUAUGUAUUUAUGUACGCCUAGUACUGUACUUUAUUAUCCUUCCAGAGUCCAGAGUCCACCAUAGAACAGCUGUUACUUGGAUGGUGGGUCAUUCUCAACACUGCGUUGAUAGGCACUGGCACAGUGGUGGUGUGUGUUGUGCUGGUACAUGCUGGUCAGACACAGCAGUGCUGAUGGAGUUUUUAAACACAUCAUUGAUUAUGAAGAAUGGUAAACAGUGAGUGGACACAGUGUUUAAAAACUCAAGAAGCACUGCUGUGUCUGACCAACACACCACCGCCAUGCCAGUACAUAUAAAUGCAGUGUUGAGAAUGACCCAUCACCCAAAUAUAACAUACCUACUCAGUGAUGGUCCUGUAGGGUCCUAAAGGGAAGAUAAUACAAUAUACUGAAGAAAAAAAACAGAUACAGGCCUACAGUCUGUAGUUUUAGAACUAUACAAGUGCUCUUAUAUGUUCAGUAGAGCUUGGGAAAUUUGAUAAUGGGUGUAGAAACAAGGAGGUGGUCAUAAUGUUAUGCUUGAUGUUAUACAUAGAGAAAGAGAUAGAGAGAGAAUAGAAUUAUUGUUAAUUAAAAGCUGUAAAAGUUGUGUUGACAUAAGUUUCCUUGCAAAAGCGGAGAAGCCAUUUUAUUGGCUGCAUCUAUUUAAUGUAGAGUUCCCCAGGGCUCAAUUCUAGGGCCCUUUUUUUAUUAACAGUGUAUAUGGUGUUUUUGGGGACUAUUGUUUAGUUUUAUUCCAUUGCUACAGUACGUCAGUAUAAUACAGUAUGAUUAUAACUAGAUCUAUGUACUUUUAAAGAAACUGGAUUUCACAUCAUUGAUUGCUCUGUUAAGUUGCCUUGAAUAUCGUCGCCGUCCAAUGAAAAACACUUAUCUCCAAAACAGCUACUUUACAGAGAGAGAAAAAACCUUGUACACUUUCAAUGGAAGUCAAUGUAAAAAGAGUUUAUUUAAGGUAAUUUUAAAGAGUUUCUUUUGGUCCGUUCAUCAAGAAAUGUAAGGAACAGUGUAAGGAACAGUUUUUCUGUUCAAAUUAUGUAGUAAACUAAAAAGUGACAAAAAUGGAGAUAAGUGUUUUUCAUUGGGCAGCGACGACAUACACUAUAAAGGUGUGGAUGAUAAUAUAGUUAGUUAAAAUUUGAAUUAUGCCAAGACAGAAAUAGUUUUAUUUACCUAAGAUAAAAUGAUCAAACUUUUAUCAGACUUUUAUACAGACUUUACAAAGUUUAUGUUCUGUUUUCCUGUUGUUUUUUGUGUUAUUAUUUAGAUUUCUUAUUGUUGUGUAGUUUAAUUAUUAACAUGUACAGCACUUUUAAAUGUGCACUAUAAAUAAAUUGACAUUGACACAACUGGCAUAAGUGUUCAUUUAGGUAUUACAGCACACACACAAGCAAAAAACACACUGUUUUCACAGAAAUGUAGUGUAUUUUUUUU